Chiloscyllium plagiosum (whitespotted bambooshark) is the source of this 4757-nucleotide messenger RNA. The record is from RefSeq and is a predicted model, not a curated record. Lineage: Eukaryota; Metazoa; Chordata; Chondrichthyes; Orectolobiformes; Hemiscylliidae.
CUACUUCCGUCUGGUGAGAAAUCCCAAUUAUUAUGAUUAUCCAUUCAGUGGCCUCCUAAGAGGCUGAACGGAGAAAUGGAAAUCCUACCCAGAACAGAUCUUUACACAUAAUAAUACGAUGUCUUCCAUGGUGUGGGGCUUGUAGUCGCUAUGACAUUUCAGAUAAUCUACUGUUAUGGAAUAGAUCUGUGCCUUGUGCAGAUUUGGUUGUGUUCUCUUCACUGUCUUCAAUGGAAGGUGAAGCUAGGGACUUUUGCUGUGGGGGUCAGUUCACUGAUGUGUCAUUAUGCAACUGCCACAGUUCUAGAUUGAGUUUAUGUAUUCAACUUUGACUUUUGGUAUAAAUAUAUUUUCAUUGUUAUAAAGGGGAAGAAAACUCUCACUUAUAUGCUUCAUGUUUGCCCAAACUGCUGAACACACUUUGGAAACUGUCAGAUUUAGCGCAGAUAUUUGUGUGCAGCAACAUUGCAGAAAGAACUACAUGCUAGUGAUCCAGAUGUUCUUUAUUUUUUGCUUGACUUUAUGGAGGGUUUAAACUAAUUUGGCAGGAGGAUGGAACUAAGAAGGUAACAUCAAUGGGUCAAAACAGAAACCCAGGGAAUUGAAAGCUAUGUAACAUUGGAGCAAGAAAUAGUAGGACAUCAAAUGAAGAAGUGUGACCAGGUCUAAAUUAGAUUUAUUGAAUUUAAAUGUAUAAAAAGCUGGUGUACUGAAUGUACAAAAUAUAAUGUGACAAUGAAGGAUUGUGGCUCAAUACAAUUCCAGGACACUCCUAACAAUUCCUGGAUACAACAUCUUUCAGAAAAACGUAGAGGAAGAGAAAAAAGAGGCUGGUAAUAUUGAUUAAGAACAUACUACCAUGCUGGUGAGCAAGGAUGCCAAAGGAAUUAGGGACAGAAUCUGAGUUAGAACUAAGAAACAGUAGAGUUUACAUUACAUCAUUAAGUAUAUUCUGAAAACCAUCAAAUAGGAAAGAUGUAGAGAAAAAAAUGGAAUUCUGAAAGGUGUGGAAAAUUAUAAUGGGGUUAAAAUGGUCAUUUAAUUAUCAAAAUAUAGACUGGGAUAGUAAUAGUGUAGAGAGGAAACAGGGAGAAGAAUUCCUGAAGUGUUCAGGAGAAUUUUCCAGAUGACUGAGAAGUCACAAUGAGUGUAAAGGCAUUUGAACUUGUUCCUGUGCUUGGACAGGAUCUGCUGAUAGGAGAAAAAACUUGGAUUUCUGUUGACUGCAUUGAAUGUUGUGGGAAGAACCUUUAUGUAGGAACAAGUGACUGCUGUAUCUAUCACUUUAAAUUGGAAGAGAAAGCAUCCGCCUCCGGGAGACUUGCAUUUACUCCAACAAAACAACUAUACAAGUAUCUAGGGGUAAAAAAAGCUGUGAAUGAGCUGAAGGCAGCAUCUGCUUUGAACAGGCUAUUGGUUUUAUGUGACAAUAUUGUCAUUUUAAUGGAUAUGAUCAGCCUAGAGCCUGUACCAUCAGGAGCUAAAAUCAAAGGAAUAACUGCAUUUGUUGUGAAUGAGAACCCAGUGACUGGAGACCCCUUCUGUAUUGAGCUUUGUGCCAUUUCAAUGAAGCGGAAAACUGUACAAAUAUACACAGUACAUGAGGACCGUGUUCAGUUAAUAAAGGAAAUAUCUACACCAGAGCAGCCAGUUGAUAUGGCUGUAGAUGGGUACUUCCUUUGCUUGGCAAUGAGCACACAAUAUAUUAUUUUGAGUUAUAACACUGGAACUUCACAGGAUCUGUUUCCAUAUAAUAGUGAGGACAAACGACCGAUAGUGAAACGGAUUGGUCGAGAGGAAUUUCUGUUAGCUGGUCCAAGUGCAUUGGGAAUGUUUGUAACAGCUGCAGGAAUCUCCCAGCGUGCACCUGUUCACUGGUCAGAGAAUGUGAUUGGAGCAGCUGUAUGUUUUCCUUAUGUGGUAGCUUUGGAUGAAGAAUUUGUUACAGUACACAGCAUGCUUGACCAACAACAGAAGCAGACCAUUCCAUUUAGAGAUGGCCAUAUACUACAAGACUUUGAAGGGAAAUUGAUUUUAGCCACAAGUAAAGAAGUGUAUUUCUUGGUGCCCUUGCCCUUGGAAAGGCAAAUUCAAGAUCUUCUGACCAGCCAGAGAGUAGAAGAAGCACUGCUCCUAACAAGAGGAGCUCGACGAAACAUUCCAAAAGAGAAGUUCCAGGGUAUGUACAGAAGAAUUCUGCAGCAAGCAGGAUUUAUUCAGUUUGGCCAGCUUCAGUUUUUGGAAGCUAAAGAACUCUUCAGGAACGGCCAGCUUGAUGUUAGAGAGUUGAUGUCUCUCUAUCCAUUACUGCUUCCUUCAACUUCAACAUUUAUACGGUCACAUCCCCCAUUACAUGAAUAUGCUGACUUAAAUCAAUUAAUGCAGGGUGACCAGGAGAAGAUUACAAAGUGCAAGCGCUUCCUUAUGAGCUAUUUGAAUGAGAUUCGGAGCACUGAAGUAGCAAAUGGCUAUAAAGAAGAUAUUGACACAGCUUUGCUAAAACUGUAUGCUGAAGCUAAUCAUGACAGCUUGCUGGAUUUGUUGGUUUCAGAAAAUUCAUGUCUCUUAGUGGAUAGUAUACCCUGGCUGGAGAAACACAAAAAGUAUUUUGCACUUGGUCUUCUUUAUCACUAUAAUGGUCAACAUGAAACAGCACUACAGUUAUGGGUGAAGAUAGUUGAAGGACAGCUCCAGGAUACAACCCGUUCAGAUCUUUUUGAGUAUAUUGUGGAUUUUCUCAGUUUCUGCUCUAACCAUGAACUGGUAUGGAAGUAUGCAGACUGGGCCUUGCAGAAAAAUGAAGAGGUUGGUGUACAAAUUUUCACAAGGCGACCCUUAGAUGAAAACCAGACAAAUAUGAAUCCAGAUGACAUUGUCAACUACCUUCACAAGUAUAAGAAAGCUGUUGUCAUGUACUUGGAACACUUGGUAUUUGAUAGAAAUAUUCAGAAGGAAAAGUACCACACUCAUUUGGCUGUUCUGUACUUGGAUAAAGUUCUAGAAUUGCAUCCCCAGUCAGGUAGCAUUUCAGAAGAACUAAUUUCAGCUCGUCGCAGUCUCAAGAACCUGCUUCAACACUCUAAUCUCUAUAGAGUUCAUCUUUUGCUAGGUAAAAUUAAAGAUACUGAUCUCUAUAUGGAAUGUGCAAUAUUACAUGGAAAACUGGAAGAACAUGAGAAAGCUCUUGAAAUACUAGUUCACAAGUUAAAGGAUUUCCAAGCAGCUGAGGACUACUGUUUGUGGAAUUCUGACGGAAAAGAUUUUACAUGUCGGCAGAGGCUCUUUCACAUGUUGUUAGCACUUUACCUGCAGCCAGGUGUCACCAGCGAUGUGUUAGCAAUGGCUGGUGUGGACCUUCUAAAUAACUACGCUGUUGAAUUUGAUGCAGUUCGAGUUUUACAGCAGGUCCCUGAUAAUUGGUCAAUUCAACUGCUUUCACCAUUCCUAACCAGGGCAAUAAGAGGGAGCUUUCAUUCGAAGUGCACAGCAGAACUUACAUCAGGCUUGGCAAGAUCUGAAAACUUAAAUUAUAAAUAUGCAAAGGUAAAAUCAAGAGGAAACAUUAUUACACUUUCAGAUAAAAAAGUCUGCCAAAUAUGCCAGGGUUUUUUCACAGAACCAGUCUUUGUGCGAUAUCCAGACGGCCGUCUUGCUCAUAUCCAGUGUGCUACAAAAUACCAGAGCCUGCCUGCUACUGAUCAGAACUUUGCCAGUCGCAGAAAUCAGUCAUGAAAUAGUGGCCUUGACAUGGUGGGUUCGUCACUUGAAAGAUUAUCUUGUUGAAGAUCACUAUAGGGAAGAGGAGUAUGCUGCUAAUCAAGAAAGAAGAAGAAAAAGAAACCAGUUUGCAUCAUCUAGAACUUUCCAGUAGGUAGCAGUGAUUUACAAAGUAAAUGCAGCCAAGCAUUACCGGAACUUCUAAAAUUCUCCAUCACUAAGGAUGAUGCUAUUUGCUGUAGUUUGCAACAUGCAGAAAACACUGUCCGAAAACCUGGCCCUGCUUAUUGACAAAGACCGUUGUUCUGUACUGGACGAUUUGGGAAUGUUGUCCAGUGAAUGUGCAAGUAUCAUACUUUAUCCCUUGAACAUUUGCCUUCCAUUGUAUAUGUAUAGGCUGUUCCUGCUGCUCUGAGAAAAACUCAGAGUCUUGGAUCAUCUGAGCAUCUGUAAUAGACUUUGGUCCGAUAAUUCUGAAUAACUUUUAGGUAUGAGCAAUGGAUUUGUCUCUCACUUGGGCCAGUAUGUAUAUAUUUCAAAAUCUGACAGUUCGUUGACAUGCUAAUGGAUGAUGUCCUAUGUGUAUCUAUGACUUGGACCUAACCAGCUGUUUUACGUAAUGAAUUUAUAAGCACUAUACUUUCCUUCAGAUUUGAGAUGGAUAUGACUUUUCCACCAGUGAUAAUGGAUUACAGGCUGUCAGUGAGUGCUGGUGAGGGAAGGGGAACAGAAAGGAUCCAAGAGAGCAAAUUAAUGUCUGGUCUCUGAUAUGCCAAGUUUGUGAAUCUGUAUAUUCAUGACGUAUGCAUGAAAUUUCCACAAAAUUUUAAAGGGAAAGAAUUGGGAGGUUAGACUAAGAAGCUGAUUGAAUAGAUUUUAAUUUCAGUAAUUCUAUUGAAUUUGGCAAGAAUGUUUUGGCUACUUUAAGAAUACUGGUUUAUCUAAACGAUCUUGAAACAUAAAAGCAAUUUUCAUGAAGCAAAAUGUUUGACUUUCAAAUCUAUGAAAAUGAGAAUAAAUAUCCACUUUCAUCCUGUUAA